This is a messenger RNA of Bactrocera tryoni, 1749 nucleotides long. It is a transcript of the gene Poxm, whose product is annotated as paired box pox-meso protein. Gene Ontology annotation, biological process: anatomical structure development; regulation of transcription by RNA polymerase II. Gene Ontology annotation, molecular function: RNA polymerase II cis-regulatory region sequence-specific DNA binding; DNA-binding transcription factor activity, RNA polymerase II-specific. Bases 459 to 1559 code for a protein of 366 amino acids. The transcript has 2 exons. Lineage: Eukaryota; Metazoa; Arthropoda; Insecta; Diptera; Tephritidae. The record is from RefSeq and is a predicted model, not a curated record.
CACCGAUCUAUAGUAUGACCCUAGAGCCAAGCAAUCAAUAAGCGUGAGUUUGGCUAUCAAGCUUGUUAGUACCUAUGUCUCUAACGAAAACCGAAAUUAGUGCAAAAUAUUUGAAUAAACAAAAAGUGAAGUGCAAGCUAAACUUCUUAACAGAAAAAAAUACUAUGGAAAAGUGCUAAUAAAAUUUAUUACUGCCAAGCGAAGUAUAUUAAUAGGCAGUGGCUUGGAAACUAACGCAACGAAGAAGCAGAAAGUGAUUUUUUAAGUCCAUAUUUGUGUAUGUACUUAAGUGCAUACAUAUUUACAUUAAGAAAUUGAACGCAACUACAACAAAAAUAACAAUUUACACCGGUAAAAGCUACAAAAUUUUGCGCUUGGAAUUCCCCGAAGCGGUUUAAAGAAAAUUCCAUAAUUUUUUAGUGACAUAGGCAAGCGCAAAACUAUUAAUUGGCUCACAUAUGGAUCCAGAAAAUCAGUGCCCGCAAUACGGCGAAGUGAAUCAGCUUGGCGGCGUAUUUGUGAACGGACGCCCACUGCCGAAUGCGACGCGCAUGCGCAUUGUGGAGUUAGCACGCCUCGGCAUACGACCCUGCGACAUUUCCCGCCAGUUGCGUGUUAGUCAUGGCUGUGUUUCCAAGAUAUUGGCGCGCUACCACGAGACCGGUUCCAUUCUCCCCGGCGCUAUAGGCGGCUCGAAACCGCGCGUCACCACUCCGAAAGUAGUGAACUACAUACGCGAACUGAAGCAGCGCGAUCCUGGUAUUUUCGCUUGGGAAAUUCGUGAUCGCCUGCUGACUGAAGGCAUCUGUGAUAAGACGAACGUGCCGAGCGUUAGUUCCAUAUCGCGCAUACUUCGCAAUAAGCUUGGCGCUAUUGGGCAUCAUCAUCACAACUCAGCGGUCGCCGCGGCAGCAGCCGCUAAUGGCACAAAUUCUUCACCACAUCAUCACGCGCAUCCGCAUACACAUCCGCACGGUCAUCAUCACGCAUCAGCGCACAGCGCAGGUGUCUCCACCGUGGCCACAGUGGCGCAUCAUCAACAUGCCGCCGCCGCUGCUGCAGUGCAUGCGCACCCCCAUCUCUACAAUUCCAUUUAUCAGCCAUACAGCGCGUACAGCAUGAAAACGGCGGUAUCGUGUGGCAGCCCCUCGCCCCCUCAGGCCACACAAACCAGUCAUCAGUUGCGCACCGCGGCGGCUGCAGCUGCUGCAGCGCACUGCUGGCCCUCAUCGCAUUCUGUGAGCGACAUUUUGGCGCAUCAUCAAGCGGUUGCGCUGCGCGCCAGCUGUCAGGUGGGCAACACAAUGGGCGCGCUGCCCACGGGACUGCCGAUGACUGCUUCACCGGUGGGUGGCGCUAUGGGCACGGGCGCGCAACAACUUAUGGGCGCUGAAGAUUGCGACGGCAUGGCGAACAGCGCGGCGGCAGCUACACAAGUCGCCGUGGCAGCGGCUGCGGCGUCGCAGCAGCCCUAUAACUACUAUAUGUAUUUCCAAAACACUGGUAUGCAUCAUCAUCAUCACGGUGGCAUGAUGGCGGCAGGUGCAACAGGGUUAUGAGAAUUGCAUUAUGGCGAUGGUAGAAUAAGCAGGAAACAGAUGUAGGAGAAGCGUCUUUAGCAGUGUUAAAAUUUGAUAUGCUAGCUGAUUAAAAGUAAUUACAUAUGUAUUAAUCUAUAAGCAUAUAUAUAAUUUAGAAGGAGAUUAACAAAUAAAUCAUCAAUAAAUUUUUAUUUUAGCUUCUAGAUUU